Molecule: messenger RNA, 1071 nt
Organism: Hirsutella rhossiliensis
Lineage: Eukaryota; Fungi; Ascomycota; Sordariomycetes; Hypocreales; Ophiocordycipitaceae
Exons: 1
Coding region: 1-1071 (356 amino acids)
Source: RefSeq, a predicted model, not a curated record
AUGAACGGCCGCGUAAACGCAGCCACCAAGCACGCCCUGGCACGCUCCGCCACCAUCCGCAGCGUCCCCAGCUUCGAGGGCUCCGAGUCAAGCCCCGACAGCAAGCGCAGCGCCUUUGCCAGCAGCGUCAACAGCACCGCCAGCGCUUCCUCCGCCAUGCCCGCCACCCAGUACGAGAGGCCCUCGCCCGCCGUCCGGUUAAAAGGCGAACUGGCACACGACAUCCCCGUCAAAUGGAGUCCAAAGGGCUCUCCCCACACUCUCGACUCCUCCAUCCUCUCCGACGGCCCCGAGCCCGACCCCGGCCACUGGGACUCGACCAUUGGCAAGGCCGGCCUCGGAAAGACGGGCCGCGUCAUCAACAAGCUCGUCAGCGACAACGAUGCCCUCAAGCGCGACAUCCGCAUCGAGCGCCUGCGCGCUCACGAGGCCAAGGAGGCCGCCAAGCUCAUCGAGGACAAGAUGGAGCGCAUCAUCAGCGACUACGAGGCCCGCCUGCUCGAGGCCAACGUCACAAAGACCCUCCUGACGAGAAAGGAGCGCCAGGUCGCCAACUUGACCGCCACCGUCGAGGCCGAGAAGAAAAAAGCCGCCGCCGCCUUGGAGCGGGAAAAGAACUGGCAGCUCGAGCUGGACAAGGUCAAGACCGAGUCCACCCAACAGAUUGAAGAGGCCACGAGCUACGCCCAGCUCAUGGAGGGCCGCUACAACGCCAUCUCCUCCCACUGGCGAGACCAGGGCGACGACGUCAAGCGCGCCCUCUCCAGGAUCAAGGGCGACAUCGGAUCCAUUGUCGAGGAGCGCAAGUCGGACGACGAUAAGAUCCAGACCCUGCGGGAACUGUGCGAGCAGCAGGACGGCAACAUCAAGGAACUCCGUCGCGAAAAGGACGACAUAUCCCGCCUCUUUGACGAGUACAAGAAGACGCAGGAAGACGACCUCCGCGACAUUAGGCUCAACGCAAGCAGGAGGGAGCAGGAGCAGGAGAGGGUGCUCGACGAGUCACGGCAGGCCCUCGCCAAGCUCAAAUGGGCCCUCAACGUCAAGCAGAACGUCAAGGACGCCCAAUAG